Molecule: messenger RNA, 2452 nt
Organism: Rhodamnia argentea
Lineage: Eukaryota; Viridiplantae; Streptophyta; Magnoliopsida; Myrtales; Myrtaceae
Product: protein NTM1-like 9
Exons: 6
Coding region: 245-2200 (651 amino acids)
Biological process (GO): regulation of DNA-templated transcription
Molecular function (GO): DNA binding
Source: RefSeq, a predicted model, not a curated record
CCUCUUCACUGCCCGAUAGAAAGCAGCUCUCGGGGAAGAAGAAUCUGGUCAGUGUGCUGCGAGCGAAGACGGUCCAAUCAUUCAAUCCCCAUCGUCCCACUGGUUCGGCGAUUCCCGAACGAUUGUCCGGAUUCUCUCUGCGAAGAUACUAGAGGGGGAUCCUUGGGCUUUUCGAUAGCGCGUCUGCUCUUGCUCUGUUGAUCUAAAGUUUGGGGCUGGUGCUUUUGCGCUUUCGGUUCUUGAAAUGAGACUGUUGGCGAUGGACUCGUUGCCUCUGGGGUUCAGAUUCAGGCCGACCGACGAGGAGCUGAUCAGUCACUACCUGAGGUUGAAGAUCAAUGGCCGCCACUCGCAGGUCCAGGUCAUCCCCGAGAUCGACGUCUGCAAAUGGGAACCCUGGGAUUUGCCUGGAUUAUCGGUGAUAAAGAAUGAUGAUCCGGAGUGGUUCUUCUUUUGCCCGCGGGACAGGAAGUACCCGAAUGGGCAUAGAUCGAAUCGGGCCACAGAUGCUGGGUACUGGAAGGCCACGGGCAAGGACCGGACCAUUAAGUCUCGCAAACCGGGUGGUGCUGCUGCUAGUUUGAUUGGGAUGAAGAAGACCUUGGUCUUCUACGAAGGUCGUGCGCCCAAGGGCAAGAGGACUCACUGGAUUAUGCACGAGUAUCGCGCUACUGAGAAGGAUCUUGAUGGGACUGGACCCGGCCAGGGUGCUUAUGUCCUCUGUCGUUUGUUUCGGAAGACGGAGGAGAAGCCUGAAGUUGUGAAGUACGAUGAAGUUGAACAAACUGGCUUAUCUCCGACAGCCAAGUCCUCUCCUGACGAGACAUUAUCUGAUGUAGUUCCAGAAACGCCUGUUUCCGAUGUCCAAGAAAAAUCACAAUCAGAUGGAAUCAAGCGGUGGUUGACUGACAAGCUGGACAAAAUGACUCCUAAUGCUCAAAUGCCUGUUGAGAGCUGCUGCAAUAGUGUCAUGGCCUCUGAUUUGGAAGAUGGUAUCACUGAUGGAACACCGUUGGAGGUACAUCAAUUGCAUGAGAGUUACCCCGAUCUUCCUUGUGAUCCAGCUGAUUGUAAAGUUUUCUCCCCUGAGCAGACACAUCUUCAAACAGAGCAAGCUCCUUACAUGGACAUGGGUUCGCCUUUUGCCUUUGAUUUUGGCAAUGAUCUUGAUGGACUACAUUUCCAGGAUGGUACAAGUGAGCAGGACAUCUCACUCUCAGAUUUGUGGGGUGAGGUCUUCAAUAAUCAAGAUGACUCCUGUGUAGAGUCCACCAGUCAGAAGAAUUCAGUUAUAGGAAGUGAGAUUCCAUUUGUGCAUCAGGGUUACUUAUCCCAGUCGCUCCUAGAUGUCAAAGAUGAUACAUGGUAUGAUGGUCUUGUUGACGAGAGGAAUUUGGUGGAUGGGGUAACUUCAUCUGGAGAUGUUGCUUCAAAUAAUAUGGCAGAAUCAACUGGUGAAUCUUUCAACGACGGUGGUAGAAUUGCGAUCAAGAUCAGGCCACGUGACUCUGAAGUCCUACCGUACUCAAGUGGUUAUGUAGCGCAGGGUACUGCUCCUAGGAGGCUUCGUCUGGGGGUGGAUCGAGCUAAUCAACUACCUAGAAGCGUAAAGAGAGAAGGAGAUGAUGAGGAAAUGAGAGGCACUGGCUCUAACGGAGAAGAAGAAGUUCAAUCAACUGCUAAGGAGACCUCUGUUGACCAAAGUGACAAUAUGACUGUUGGAGCCAAUAUCAAGAUUAGGACUCGUCGACCUCGACAUCAACCAGGCUCCGAGAAUUCUAUAGUUCAAGGUACUGCUGCCAGACGAAUUCGGCUGCGUAUGAACAGUCAAUCUGGGUCCACUAGGGAUGAUGAAGUUAGAUCUUCAAGCUAUGAUGAAGAAGUGCAAUCUGCUCCUACCAAGGUCAAGGAAGAAGCGGACAAUUGUUCUGAUGGCGAUGAACCAGAGAGAGACACCCAACUCCCUGCUCUCGAUAAGACGGCAGAAAUUGUUGAGGAGCCGUGUGCAAACUUGACGUUGGGGUGGGAACCAGGUGGGGAAUCUUGUAGUCAUCCCAUGGCUUCAGCGUCGUUGGAAACACCUUCUGUACGCCGCCGUUCUGGCUCAUUUUUACUUUUUGCAGUCGGCAUCUCUCUCGUUAUACUCCUGGCCAUAGUUUUCUCCGGGGUACAGAGAUCCAUCAAGCCGGACAUUGCGUAGAGAAAAAGCCGCUUCCCAUCCCCGUCUAUACAUAUAUAGUGAUUAGGGGGUGCUUAUAACUUUAUAAAGCAGAGGAUGAUGUAGAUCUUUCAUGAAUUGUGUCUGUGCUGUAAAGUUUCCAUGUAUCUGGCUGAGAAAAAAGCCUUCUUUAGUUUGGCUUCUGGAUUCGGUGAGACUUAACAGAUUUUUCGUACUGUUUGGUAAGUGAGCUUUAUUGUGCAUAUAUUAUUACUUCUUGCUAUUCUGUUGGUA